This is a messenger RNA of Trichoderma asperellum CBS 433.97, 1250 nucleotides long. The record is from RefSeq and is a predicted model, not a curated record. NCBI's taxonomy places the organism in Eukaryota, Fungi, Ascomycota, Sordariomycetes, Hypocreales, Hypocreaceae.
CUUGUCUCGAGGCGAGCAAAAGAAGGGAAAACUAAAACCCUUACAAAGUCUCUGCCAAGAUAUCGCGAUUGCACAGACUUAUAACGAUAUUCUAUCUCUUCUUUUAUCCGAAGGAGCCCUUUAUAAACAACCAAGAGAACAGAAUCGUGCUCAAAGGCGGGCUAUGGUGCAGGUGAAAACAUUGAAGGAGUUAAUUGAAAGACAGCGCUUUUCGCCAAUUCGGUCAGACUCGCUCUCCUUGAGCAGUUUUACAAUACAGGAAAAGAGGGAACUCUCUUUGAACCUCGCAUGGUGUUUUCUAUAUCUUUUCGAUUGUCCUUGGACAGACAGCAGUUGGUCUGCUGACACCAUCUCGCUUCUACUCUCAGCCACCGAAUCCUCGAGCUCUCUCGAAUUCGAGAUACCACCUUAUAUCCGUUGUGGUCCGAAAUGUGACCCAUCUAAAAAAAAUGAUGAUUUAGGCAUAAUGAUACAUGAUUCCUCGUUUCUUUCUUUGGGAAAGCUUCUCGUGGAAAUGGAGCUAGGCAGGCAGAUCACUCCUACAGAGUGCAAUAGACGUGGGCAGCCAAGUCUCUGGCUGACUCUUGACAAAAUUCUUAGCGAAGAUGGAAUGCUCUCUGCAUGCGAAGACUAUCUCAAGGCAAUCGAGGGAUGCCUCGAGUUGCAUCGAUCUAUUGUCGAAUUGGCACCAGAAGAAAGGGCAGCGGAAUCCGCAAAGCUCAUUUAUGAUGCAAUAGUUGCGAACCUAGAGAAAGACUAUGAGCACUAUCGUAAGCCAAAUAGGAAACGAAAACGCAGCGAUAUUCGACCACCAGUAAACCCAGCGCUGAAUUCAUCUCCUUCAGCUGAUGUAUUUGCUGUUCAGAUGGCCAAGUCUCACAAUGAACAAGUGCGAGAUGGUUACGCAGGAGGCUUCGGGGAUACGCCAGCUACUACAUCCGAAGAUUCUAAGAAACCUGAUAGCCACAUAUGGUCAAGCUUUCAACCCGAAGCAACUGUUGUUACUGAAGACCAAGGAUUUGAGCAGACAUUGAAACGCGCCCGAGUCGGAUUACGGUGUACUAUCUCCAAAAGUACAAUGGCAACUAGAUCCAGCUUACGUGCAGAUUCCAGCAGUAUCGAUACUUCUUCUUCCACUUCCUCGGUUUUUUCCCAGAUAUUUGACGACAUAGAACCUGAUAUAGCCACCGCAGAUGCCAGGUAAGGUCACAUUGUCAGCUUGAAAGGAGAGAGUCAAGGUUGAUACGAAG